GUCCAGACUUGAGCGUAUCUUUCUCGAGUAUUUAAUAGCUCAACGGCACAAAAGGCAGCCAGCAGCGAGCCCCAAACACACAAGAGGAUUCAGCGUCGCGAAUCACGAUGGACAAUGACAACUCGGACAGUCUUGUCCUUCAGGACGGACGCAAACUCGGAUACACACAGUUCGGCUCUCCGACGGGGCGUGCAAUCUUUUUUGUGCAUGGCCACCCAGGAUCCCGCCUCGAGGGCGUCCAUCUCCACGACGUCGGCCUGAAAUUAGGGGCCCGAAUCAUCUGCGCAGACAGACCUGGGAUUGGAUUGAGCUCGCCACAGCCAGGCAGAACACUCCUUGAUUGCCCAAAGGAUCUGGAACAGCUGGCAGAUCAUCUCAAGCUGGAGAAAUAUGGUGUCCUGGGAGUGUCAGGAGGGGGUCCAUAUGCCCUCGCUUGCGCUUAUGCGUUACCCAAAGACAAGCUCAAGUGUGUUUCGAUCGUUUGUGGCCUCGGGCCCGUGUAUGAGAUUGGCAUGAAAGGUGCGCGUUGGCUGAACUGGAUUGGGUUCGCGUUUGGGUAUCGAUAUUGCCCAUCCUUCCUCAAUCGAUGGUUCUGGCAGUCGCAAACAUGUGGUCGCUUGGACCUGAGUGACGAGGAACGCUUUAAGCGGCACAUGAAAGAAUUCUCACAGCCAAGGUCGGCGGCCGACCAGAAAGACUUUGAAGUCAUGGCAAACGAAGUCAAUGCUCGGCGGUUCCUGCAGGCGUCUCGAGCAUCCUUCGCUCAAGGGUACGACGGUGCGUUACAAGACGGUAAGAUACUGAGCUCGCCCUUCGGCUUCCGCAUUGAGGACAUCCGUCCGGACCUGCCAGUGCAGCUGUGGUACGGGAAGCUGGAUGUCAACGUCCCACUCAAUCACGGGGAGACGAUAGCAAAGCGUCUCGGCGAGCGAGCAGUUCUUCGGGUGGAGGAUGAGACACACGCCAGCAUCUUUUUCAACUGGCGGGAACAGUUCCUCGGAGAUUUGGUACGGAGUAUUUGAGCGUGGAUCCGCCCUUCUGUAAUAUUAACGUCUAGAAACUCGCAUCUCAGCCAGGCUAAGAUCAAACUAGUCAGUGUACAUACAAUACAUCCCAGCUCCAGAGGUAUCGAAAGACAUGAC
Messenger RNA from Cladophialophora immunda, 1142 nucleotides. RefSeq lists its product as uncharacterized. The coding region runs from base 108 to 1022 and encodes 304 amino acids. The record is from RefSeq and is a predicted model, not a curated record. The transcript has 2 exons. NCBI's taxonomy places the organism in Eukaryota, Fungi, Ascomycota, Eurotiomycetes, Chaetothyriales, Herpotrichiellaceae.